AUGGCGUGGUUCUGCACAAGAACAAUAAGUACGACUUCCGGUUUACUUAUCCUGAUUAUUGCUUUACAACGAUUCCUGAAGGUUUGCAGACCGUUCGGUCCACAGAUGACGUCGUUAUGGAAACGUGUGUUAGUAGCCGGUGCUAUGGCGCUGUCGUGUCUCAUGCACACGCCAUUGUUUAUAUUUUACGGGGAGAUAACUCUACAUAAUCCAAUCCUAAAUGCCACCGGAAGUCGAUGCGGACUUAUAAUUAACGAAGAUAAGACUUUAGUAAAAGCGGAAAUGGGUUAUUUUUACUUCAUGUUUGCCUCGGCAGGAUGCGUUCUAUUGUCAAUCAUAAUUCUUUACUCUUUAAUCGGUCAUCGAAUCUACGAAAAAGUGAGACGAUCAAAAGAACGAAAGUCGUCCCUUCCUUCUUCUCAGUCUUCUCAAUAUUCCUUUGCACCGGAAGAGAACGGAACGAAUGAUUUCGGCACUACGGAUGCCAUGGUAACGGCGCCGUAUUCUAAAGUGGCCUCUCUAAAACGUCAUAGUGCUGAUAAGAGGAUAGCGAUUAAAAAGAGAAAGACUCGUAAAAAUCCUGUGGAAAAACAUAGAUACACUUUGAUGUUUAUGCUGAUUGCGGCAGUGUGUGUUGUAACGUAUAUCCCGUCACUGACAGCAAACAUUAUCCAAAAUAUAGACUCUGAGAUAUUCUGGACGGAAUUCACGAACGGUGAACGAGCUUUGUAUAUAUUUCUGUUUCAGUUAUACAUCUUCAACCAUGUAGCUAAUCCUUUUAUCUAUGGACUCUUUGAUGGGACAUUUCGACUCGAGGUUCGUAAAUUGUUCUGUAAAGGCGCCUGUAAAUAA
This is a messenger RNA of Pecten maximus, 852 nucleotides long. RefSeq lists its product as uncharacterized. The transcript has a single exon. Gene Ontology annotation, molecular function: G protein-coupled peptide receptor activity. Gene Ontology annotation, biological process: neuropeptide signaling pathway. The record is from RefSeq and is a predicted model, not a curated record. Lineage: Eukaryota; Metazoa; Mollusca; Bivalvia; Pectinida; Pectinidae. Gene Ontology annotation, cellular component: membrane. Bases 1 to 852 code for a protein of 283 amino acids.